This is a messenger RNA of Archocentrus centrarchus (flier cichlid), 1316 nucleotides long. RefSeq names its product coagulation factor II (thrombin) receptor-like 2 (gene f2rl2). Gene Ontology annotation, cellular component: plasma membrane. Bases 152 to 1237 code for a protein of 361 amino acids. NCBI's taxonomy places the organism in Eukaryota, Metazoa, Chordata, Actinopteri, Cichliformes, Cichlidae. The record is from RefSeq and is a predicted model, not a curated record. Gene Ontology annotation, biological process: blood coagulation; phospholipase C-activating G protein-coupled receptor signaling pathway; thrombin-activated receptor signaling pathway. Gene Ontology annotation, molecular function: thrombin-activated receptor activity. The transcript has 2 exons.
UGGGGCUCACACCAUUAUCAGCUCUACUGUUGCACUGAAGAGAUGCAAAACAGAAACGUUUUACCAGUGGAGAACUCCUGAAAAGAAGCAGAACUAAGAGGGCUGGAGCCAAAUUAACUGGAAAAUCCUGGAAUAUCAACUUAAGGGUGACAUGGUCGACUUUGUGCCAGGACUGCUCAUUUGUUUGAUGGCAGUGCAGAGCAAUCAGCAUGAGGGAAACAAAACUGGGACCGAAUUUCAACCUGGACCAAGGACCUUUAAGGCGUCAGCAUGUGAACUGAAUUAUACAGACUCAUGUUUGCAUGUGAAGCCAGAGGACCCAGUGAAAGCCUAUAUCACAGGGGUGCUCAGCACCUGGGUCAUACCUUCGUCAUACAUCCUGUCUAUGUUGGUGGGUAUCCCCUCCAAUGCCUACAUUCUGGGCUUUCUCAGAGUCAGACUCAGAGCACGGUCCUUUUCCACUGUAGUUCUUCAGCUGAACCUGGCGCUGUCGGACCUGCUGCUCCUGCUUUCUCUUGCACUGCGUGCUCACUACCACUUCAAUGGGAACAACUGGAUAUUUGGGGAAAACUCCUGCCGGCUAAUUACAGCUUUGUUUUAUGGCAACGUUUAUUGUUCAGCUCAGACCAUCGCAUGCAUCAGUCUAAAGAGCUACCUGGCUGUGGCCAAACCAUUCUUAUACAGGAGGCUUGCUACGACUACACUCACAGUGUGGACAUGUUUGGUUAUAUGGUUCCUGUUUGGGGCUGCUGUUGUGCCUGAGCUGCUUGUCAGGCAGAGUUACAACAUCACCCAGCUGGGGAUCACAACAUGUCAUGAUUUACUUCCCCUAGAGGAAAAAUCCCAUUCCCCUCUGGUGUCAUAUAGGUUGAUGCUUAUUUGUCUGGGCUUUAUAAUGCCCUUCCUCUUUUGUAUCUAUGCCCAUAUGGCUGUGAUUUACCAUCUAGGACAAAGUGCUUGUGACUGGAGGCCAUUUAUCAGGGUCAGCACUCUGGUUUUCAUCAUCUUUUUGAUGUGCUUCUUGCCCAGCGGCGUCCUGCAUAUGGCCCACUACAUCCGCCUGCUUUCCAGCGGGGACGAUGGUCUGUAUGGAUACUUUAGAGUAGCCGUGUGUCUCUGCUGUUUCCACAGUUGUCUCGAUCCCUUCCUGUGUAUGCUUAUUUCCAGGACUGCAGCUUCAGAACUACAAUUUAUUUCUCUUCGUGAGAUAUCUGAGAGACCAGCAGUUAUGACGUGACUCUGGAUGUACAUACAAAAAAUUGUGGAAUUAACAGGGUCAACAUUAGGGUUUAUCUACGUUACGUCCAAAGCAACAU